AUGUCCUCCAAGAUGCAACUCCAACACCGACACCUACCCAGAAGCGUCAUGUGGAUGAACACGCCCAUCGACAGAGUAGCCAUUCCUUGUAUGAAUGACGCUGAAGGCAUCGUCACUAUGCCGGUACCCGGUCGUCGCUGCCCUGCCUGUCUCGAGCGUGGAGACACGGUCUGGGUCAUCCCUGGAAAAUGCUGCAUUCAGUGCGGCACUCCCGUUAACUAA
This is a messenger RNA of Alternaria incomplexa, 222 nucleotides long. RefSeq lists its product as uncharacterized. NCBI's taxonomy places the organism in Eukaryota, Fungi, Ascomycota, Dothideomycetes, Pleosporales, Pleosporaceae. The coding region runs from base 1 to 222 and encodes 73 amino acids. The transcript is spliced from 2 exons. The record is from RefSeq and is a predicted model, not a curated record.